This is a messenger RNA of Colletotrichum acutatum, 2556 nucleotides long. RefSeq lists its product as uncharacterized. The record is from RefSeq and is a predicted model, not a curated record. Gene Ontology annotation, molecular function: 5-oxoprolinase (ATP-hydrolyzing) activity. Gene Ontology annotation, cellular component: cytosol. Bases 1 to 2556 code for a protein of 851 amino acids. Lineage: Eukaryota; Fungi; Ascomycota; Sordariomycetes; Glomerellales; Glomerellaceae. Gene Ontology annotation, biological process: glutathione metabolic process. The transcript has 4 exons.
AUGGCUCUUUACCGUAUAGGUGUCGACGUAGGUGGCACAAACACCGACGCCGCUAUCCUCGACAUCACGGCCACAGACACGCCUGGCCGCGGUGUCCUGGCUUCCCACAAGGCCUCAACUACACCAGACAUUACCACCGGCAUAGAAGCUGCAAUCCGUGCUGUCGCUCAGAGCUCAGAAAUCGACCAGAAGCGAGUCCUGAGUGUAACUAUAGGCACAACGCACUUCAUCAACGCUCUUAUUGAGGCUGACAAGCGACGGCUUAGCAAGGUCGCUGUCGUCCGUCUUUGUGGACCAUUUACAAGACAAAUCCCCCCAUUUUCGGACUUUCCCUCUGACCUCCAUCGUAUUCUAGAUGGUGGAGUCUACUAUCUCGAUGGAGGACUGGAGAUUGAUGGUCGGGAGAUCGCGCCGCUCGACCACGAGCAGAUUCGCCAAACAGCAAGAGACAUCGUCGCGUCUGGGGUGAGAUCAGUUGCCCUUGUUGGUAUCUUCUCACCGCUGGAUCACUCCGGCCUGCACGAAGAAACUUGUAAAAGAGUCAUGCUGGAAGAAGUGCCAGAUCUUGAUGUGGUCUGCUCCCAUGACAUAGGCCCACCUGGUCUUUUGGAGCGAGAGAACGCGACAAUUCUCAAUGCCGCCAUUCUCAGAACAGCACACAAGGUCACCCGAGGUUUUAAAACCGCAAUGGCACGGCUGAAGCUCGCCUGUCCACUCUAUCUAUCGCAGAACGAUGGCACACUUAUUAACGCUGAUACGGCUGCCGAGUUUCCCAUCAAGACCUUCGCUAGCGGUCCGACAAAUAGCAUGACUGGAGCGGCUUUCCUCGCCGGACUGGAUCGAGCGAAGAGGACGACCACAGAUUCUACCAAGAUCUCAGAAAGGAAAGAGAUGGAGCCUCAAGUGCUCGUCGUUGACAUCGGCGGCACAACCACAGACGUAUGCGCCUUGCUACCGUCUGGCUUCCCUCGACAAGCGCCCGGGUUCGUGGAAGUUGGGGGCGUGAGAACAGCAUUCUCAAUGCCCGAGGUCGUCUCAAUCGGACUUGGUGGUGGUAGCAAAGUGAAGAUGACCUCCGAAUUCGGGGAUGUCACGGUUGGUCCGGGGUCAGUUGGACACUUCCUCACUGAGCAGGCGAGGGUCUUUGGCGGUCUGACACUAACAGCAACGGAUGUUGUGGUGGCUUCUGGGAAAGCGAGCCUGGGAGACGCGAGCCUCAUUAAAGAUAUCCCAAGCUCAGUCCUCGAAAAGGCGCGGCAGAGAAUCAAGAAGAUGCUAGAGGGUGUUAUCGAGCAGAUGAAGGUCUCCGCUGCACCCGUGCACGUGCUUCUUGUGGGAGGCGGUGCCCUCCUUGUCACAGACAACCUCGAAGGCGUCGAGAAGUGUAUUCAGCCUAUUCACCAAGGCGCCGCUAAUGCCGUUGGCGCUGCUAUUGGCAAGGUUUCUGGCGAAGUGGACGUCAUUGAGAUCCUCGAGGGAAGAGACGAGAAGGCAGUUGUUGCAGCGACGUGCCAGAAGGCUAUCGAUCUAGCCAUUCAAAAGGGUGCAGCUUCUACAGACGUCCACGUUGUCGAGGUGAACAAGAUGCCGCUUCAAUACGUCGACAAUGGCGCCAUGAGGAUACAAGUCAGAGCUGUCGGCAAAUUGAGCGUUCCCGGGGAUCCCACUUCCUCGCCCGAGAGCAUGACGCCAGUCGAAGAAGAGGAUAAGGAGGCCGAGGCGCCAAAGAAGACUGUUUCGGACGCUCUAGAGCCUACCACCAAGCCCUCACUGCGGGUAGAUCUCGAGACCUACCGGCCUGACGUUCAAGAAGGGGCGUGGUACGUCUCAGAGGUAGAUCUGGAGAUGAUUUCAACAGGCUGUGGUGUACUAGGAACUGGCGGCGGGGGUCCAACCCACCACGAAUUCUUGAAAAGCUUGCAUGUCCUACGCAAUAGCGAGCCAGGCAAGAUGAGGAUCAUUUCACCUUCAUCUCUCGCCGACACUGACACCGUAUGCUUUGGCUCCUGGUACGGCACCCCGAGUGUCAUCAACGAGAGAAUUGCUGGUGGCUCUGAGAUCCCCAGCGGUAUCGAUGCAGUGCGAAAGAUCUUGGGAGAUGUGCCUCUUCAUGGGGUUUUCAUCGACGAGAUUGGUGGAGGCAAUGGUCUCAGUGCAUUUCCAACUGGAGUACAUUAUGAUAUACCGAUCAUCGAUGGCGACGCGAUGGGAAGAGCAUACCCAACUAUGUAUCAAGCCACGCUGAGCGUCUAUGGUCACCCGCUAACUCCCUGUGCUCUCUCUGACGCAAGGGGCAAUGUGUGCGUUGUGAUGAGUUCUGAUACGCCAGUUCGCCUGGAGCGAUUCCUGCGUACGGCAGCAAUUGAGCUCGGCCUCGGAUGCGCCGUUUGCGCCAGGCCGCUUCCCGGCUCGGCCAUAAAGUCCCACGGCGUCCCUAACACCCUAUCACAAGCCUGGUAUCUAGGUCGUGCAGUUCAUAUGGCACGGAAGAGGAAGUCUAGCUAUGUCGAUGCCAUUGUAAGUAAAUUGUCGCACGCGCCAUUUGGCCCGGAGUAG